AUGGUCUCAAAGCAAGAAGAGGUGGUUGCAUCUGAACUUCUACCCUUCCUCCGUGUCCAUAAAGACGGCACGGUGGAGCGACUUUAUAAUCCACUAUUAGCUCCACCAUCCACGGCCGAGACCAAGAGUGGCGUCUGGUCUAAAGAUAUCAUCAUUUCGCCAGAGGUCAGUGCCAGACUCUACCUACCCGAUCUUUCCACACUCGAUCAAACGACGAACAAGAAGCUUCCCAUCCUGGUCUAUUUCCAUGGUGGAGGGUUUUGUAUCGAGUCAGCUUUCUCCACCCUCUGUCACCAGUAUAUAAACACCAUAGCAUCUCAAGCCAACGCUCUGGUAGUCUCAGUCGACUACAGGUUAGCUCCAGAACACCUUCUCCCGGCAGCUUACGAUGAUUCCUGGAAUGCUCUACAGUGGGUUGCCUCUCAUUCCUCCAAAACACACAACGAGAAAAAUGAACCAUGGAUAAUUCAAUACGGAGAUUUCAAGCGUCUCUAUAUUGGUGGAGAUAGUGCAGGUGCAAAUAUUUCACACCAUAUCGCCUUGCGAGCCAGCGAAGAAAAGUUACAUGGUGGUGUUAAGAUUCUUGGAGCGUUUCUAUCACACCCAUACUUUUUGGGUUCCAAACCAGUUGGCGCAGAGCCGGUUACUAAUCGCGAAAUGUCAAUUUUGUACAAGACAUGGAUGUUCGUUUACCCUGGUUGUCCGGAUGGGAUUGAUAAUCCAUGUAUCAACCCGUUUGUCAAAACUGCUCCUUCUUUAGCAUCACUUGGAUGUAGGAGGUUGAUCAUUUGUGUCGCUUCUAAGGACGAGCUAAGAGAUAGAGGGGUGUAUUACUAUGAAGCGGUGAAGGAAAGUGGAUGGGAAGGGGAAUUAUCAAUUUUUGAGGUCGAAGGAGAAGGUCAUAGCUUCCAUAUCUUUAAUCCUGAAACCCAGAAUGCAAAGGACAUGUUCAAACGUUUGGCUGAAUUUCUUCGAGGGUGCUAA
Molecule: messenger RNA, 984 nt
Organism: Lactuca virosa
Lineage: Eukaryota; Viridiplantae; Streptophyta; Magnoliopsida; Asterales; Asteraceae
Source: the annotation of a GenBank genome assembly